Molecule: messenger RNA, 3159 nt
Organism: Perca fluviatilis (European perch)
Lineage: Eukaryota; Metazoa; Chordata; Actinopteri; Perciformes; Percidae
Gene: nagpa
Product: N-acetylglucosamine-1-phosphodiester alpha-N-acetylglucosaminidase
Exons: 12
Coding region: 97-1884 (595 amino acids)
Source: RefSeq, a predicted model, not a curated record
UGUGUUUUGGUUCGUUUACUAAGAUGUUGAGCGCUAGCUGGAUAAUGUAGGAACCAGCAGGAGGAGAGGAGAGUUUGGCAGGCUAGUUUUCCUCAUAUGGCAGAAGUGUCGGUCAAAUGCCCGUUUGUGUGGCUGCUGCUGUGGCUCUGCGUCCGGCUGUCCGAGACCAAAAACACUCGAGUCUCUGUGGGCGAUGACAUCCUGCAGCCCUACGCCCACGGCCACGGCCCCUCCCAUUCUCACCGCCAUGUCAGAGACUGUCAGCCCGUCGUCCAUGGCAACAGCACCUACGAGAGCCAGCCCCCCAGCCAUCACAGCCGCCUGCCGGUGGCCGAGUCCACGGUGUUUGUGUCAGACGUGCCGGGGAGCUCCAGAAUGGUUUACGGUCACAUAACGGCGGUCCAGGACCCUCUGAGGACGGUGUCGGUGUUGGAGCCGGGCGGGCCGGGCGGCUGCGGGAUGAAACAGAGGGCCUCGGUGGAGGAAACGGCCGAGGCUGCCGGGUGUCUGUACGCCCAGAACGCCGGCUUCUUCAACACGUCGACAGGCCGCUGUCUGGGCAACGUGGUGAGCGACGGCAGGGUGGUGCAGGACAGCGGCGGGGUGCAGAACGCCCAGUUCGGCAUCAGGAAGGACGGCACCCUGGUGUUCGGGUAUCUGUCCCAGGAGGACGUGCUGGACCAGUCCAACCCGUUCGUCCAGCUGGUCAGCGGCGUGGUGUGGCUGUUGAGGAAGGGCGAGGUCUACAUCAACCAAAGCCUGAAGGCCGAGUGCGACAAGACGCAGGAGACGGGGAAAUUCCGCACUUUUGUGGACGUGGUGUCGGCCAGGACGGCGGUGGGCCACGACGCCGAGGGCAAACUGAUCCUGUUUCACAUCGAUGGGCAGACUGGAGUCAGGGGUAUGAAUCUGUGGGAGGUGGCUGAGUCUCUGAAGAGCUACGGGGUCAUCAAUGCCAUCAAUCUGGACGGAGGCGGGUCUUCCACCUAUGUGACUGGCGGCUCAUUGGCCAGCUACCCCUCUGAUCACUGCGUUACUGACGACAGGUGGCGCUGUGCUCGGCCCGUCUCCACCGUCUUGUGCGUUCACCAGCGGCGCUGCCAGCCGGCAGACUGCAACGACCACGGGGACUGUGUGGACGGACGCUGUCGCUGUCAUCAGGGCUGGCAGGGUGAAGAAUGUGACUCUCUGGUGUGUCAGGCGCCGGCCUGCGGCCCUCACGGUGUCUGCACUGCCGGCGGUUGUGUCUGUGAUGCUGGAUGGAGAGGAAAGAACUGCAGCCAAGAGUGCCUCCCGGGUUUCUAUGGUGACGGCUGCAAUCACACCUGUGCCUGUUUUAACGGCGGUUCCUGCGACCCCGUCCACGGACGCUGCGCCUGCCCCCCUGGUUUCCGCGGCGACGCCUGUGAACAAGCGUGUCCUCUGGGUUUCUUCGGGCCGUCCUGCGCUCAGGAGUGUCGCUGUGACGACCAGUGUCCAUGUGACCCGCAGACAGGAAGCUGCAACGCCACGCUGCCAGGAGAGACCAACUACACCUUACACAGAGCUGGACACUGUCUUGCCAAACAGAUGUUUACAUCGUGGAGACGAGAUAAAGAAGCUCACCGAGAGCAGCCUCAUCUGACAGAGCGUUCCUGGCUGCUGAUCACCUCCACGCUGGCCUCCCUGCUGUCAGCCAGCCUGCUGCUCCACUUCGUACGGGCGUGUCGCGGCGCGGCCGCCGCUCACUUCCCCGAGCGCCGAGACUACUCCUACGUCCCGCUGGCCGACAUCAACGGAGCCGAUUCGCGUGCCGAAGCCCGGUCCAGGAAAUCCGGGUUCGGAAUGGACGACUCGGACUCUCAGGAUGAAAUCUGGUCCCCGUCGCAAUCGGGGAGGUCAUGAGCCGCGUCGCGAAAGGACGGGAGAGCCGAGGACGCUCUCCGCGCUAGCGCACAAAGACGAAGCAUUCCUCUUGCUUACUUCAAUCUUCUAAUCUUGUCAGAUUUCAGCCGGACGAUCCUGCUGAAUGAAAAAGGAAGCUAUAGGACCGAGCACAAACCGUUUUGUUACAUCCUUUUUCACUCCGCUGGCAGCUGGUGAGAUCUUUGCUCACGUUUGUGUUUACAGCCGACGCCUUCUCAUCUGACGAUGAAAGGAAAUCCUCAAAAAGACAGAGGUCAAAGCUUUAUUUCUGGAAUGUCUCAAUCCCAGCUCCAGGUAGGAGAAGCUUUCCACCUUGCUGCCAUGAAAACUGAUCAUGAACUUUGAUCUACAUCCAGGGGCCUGUAUCACAAAGUUAUCCAGCCAGCUUUGAGCUUAAAGGACAAAUCCAGCGCCAAAUGAACCUAGGGGUUAAUAAGACAUGGGUACCAAGUCGACCGUUCUCUGGGAUAUGUUUUCAUGCUAAUCCAAUGUGACCAGUUUUAGCGCAAACCGCUAAUUAGCUUGUAGCGCUAGUCGUCAGGGCAUGCGUAAAGUAAAAAGAAAUCUCUAUUUCUACACCACUAACAAGGCUCAAAAUAGCACCACACUUCCACAGUAGCAUAAUGAGGGUCCCUACAUGUAAACCGAAGCAUUGAGAACUUUGUAAGCGUACAGACGGUUUAUUAAAAACAUAGUUUAUAAAGUACCGUUCACGUAUACAGGCAGGCGCCAUCUUGGGAAAGCAGUCAUGACUAUUCGAACUAAGUAUGAAGCUAAAACGGUUGAUAAUAGGUCUCCUUUAAGCUCCGCUCAGCGACUAAGUUGAACUUCAUGACGCAGGCUCCUGGUGUGAAGACAUUUUCAACUUGUUGCCACGUAAACGGAUGAACUUUGAACUCUCACCGUGACGUUUUAAAACAAACUGUUACUAAGGUGUUUUUUAAUUUUUUUGGGGGGGGCCAGGCAGUUUCUUAUCAACAUGGGGACAUUUUUAGAUGUUUUGUCAUAAUGCACUGAGCUCCAUCUGAAUGUAAAAUAACUGCGAAGUUAAUGUGCACGAAGAAGCACAAUUUUCUCCAAACGACGCCACGUACAGUAUAUUUGCUCAGUUGAAACUCUCUGUUCGUAUCUUAUCAAGCUUUUUUUUUUUUACUGCUCACUGAAAAAACAUUCUUUAUAAUGUCAUUUGUGAAUGUCACCAAAACUCUGAAAUAAAUACAUGUGAAUAUCAGGAUUCACUUUUGACAACUAAAA